Recurvomyces mirabilis is the source of this 765-nucleotide messenger RNA. RefSeq names its product Peroxisomal membrane protein PMP27 (gene PEX11). Gene Ontology annotation, biological process: peroxisome fission. The transcript has 2 exons. The record is from RefSeq and is a predicted model, not a curated record. Gene Ontology annotation, cellular component: peroxisomal membrane. The coding region runs from base 1 to 765 and encodes 254 amino acids. NCBI's taxonomy places the organism in Eukaryota, Fungi, Ascomycota, Dothideomycetes, Mycosphaerellales, Teratosphaeriaceae.
AUGGUCGCCGAUGCCCUUAUCUACCACCCGGCCGUGAGCCACUACAAUCGCUUCGUCGCGACAACGAUCGGCCGCGACAAAACCCUCCGUACCAUUCAAUACUUCUCACGCUUCCUAGCAUGGUACACCUACCGGACCAACCACCCGGCCAAGACGGUCGCGACCUACGAGGCGAUUAAAAAGACCUUUGGUUCCGUCCGCAAAGCCAUGCGCCUCGGUAAAUUCGUGGAGCAUUUCAAGGCCGCCGCCGUGGCCGCAGAUGCCAAACCGGGCUCUAUCGACCCGGUCCUCAAAUACCUCGCCGUAGGUCGGCAGCUGGGGUAUGCAUUUUAUAUCUUGCUGGAUAAUAUUGCAUUCAUCGAUCAGAGCGGGAUUAAAAAGUUCGAGGGGGCAGUGAGGGCGCAGCGGGAGGCGUACAGAGCGUGGUUGGCUGGUCUGCUAUGUAAUGUGGCCGCGGGUUUGUAUACCACGUACCAAUUGCAGGCGGCGCAGAAGAAGCAGAGAGAUGGCCAAGAUGCGGAGAAGGCGGUUGAGGUCAAGAAAUUGCAGAAGUGCGUCACCUAUACUGUGAAACGUGCAGUUGUACUGACACGCAUAAACAGGGACCAAGCAGCAGCACGACUUCAGCUCAUUUCGGACCUCAGCGACGUCACAGUACCUCUCAGUGCCCUGGGCCUGGCCAACUUGGACGACGGCAUUGUAGGUUUGGCGGGGACUUUGAGCAGCGGUAUCGGUCUAUUGGCGGCGUGGCAAAAGACUGCUUGA